AUGCCUGGAAAGUACCUCGUUACUGGUGGCCUCGUAGUCACCCUUGACGACUCCCUAGGUGAUUUCGAAAACGGCUCGAUUCUUAUCGAGGAUGGUGUCAUCAAAGCUGUUGGCAGAUCAGAGGACAUAACCGCAGAUGGCGCCGAAAUCAUCGACGCCACGGAAGGCGUCGUCAUACCUGGCAUGGUAGACACUCACCGCCACGCUACCUUGAGUCUCUCACGCGGCAUCAGUGUGGACGAAAACGCAUGGCCUUUCCUCGUCAACACUUACCACCCUCUGGUACCAUCGAUUGGGAUAGAAGAAGUGAGAACGUCCACUUUAGUCAGUGCUCUCGAAGCUCUGGAAAGCGGAAUCACCACGAUGAACGAGCCUUCCGAGGCUUUCCCCUCAGCUGAGUAUGUAGAGGCGGGACUACAAAGCUUCAGGGAGUCUGGUAUCCGGUCUCUGUAUUCUUUCGGUAUGCAUCAAAGUCCAUACGGUGACGCCCCGGCAGGAAAAGCUAGUUGGGAGGCCCGCAUGCAACAUGCCAAAAGGCUGUUCCAGGAGUACGGACAGGACGGACUGGUUCGUGUUGGCCUUCACCUCAGCCAACCUGGUACAGUACCAAUGACCUGGUUGCGCGACGAGAUAACUUUUGCGCAAGACCAAAGAGUUUUCUGCUGUUCCCAUUCCGCAUGUAUCAUGGGUUCUGACUUCUCCCGCGAUCUGGACGUGCGAGCAGACAUGGGGUGCAUGCUUCCUGGGCACCUGUACAUCCACUGCCCGAGUCUUACGGAUCAUGACAUGGGUCUGAUCGCAAAGACCGGAGGCAAAAUCUCAUUCGCGACUGAUUCGAAUAUCCAGACGGGUAUGGGAUACCCGCCUCUGAGAAACGCUCUGGCACACGGCUUGAAGCCCUCUCUCAGCACCGACAGCGCCAUGACGGCCCCGACAGACAUGUUGUCUACAAUGCGACUUCAGUUGCAGGCACAGCGCGGACAGGAUCACCAUGCCGUUCAUCUCACUCGCCAACCCUCAUUCAACAUGGACUUUGUCACCCGUGACGCUCUUAUCUGGGGAACGCGGAAUGGCGCGGAAGCUCUUGGCCUAGGCGACAAGAUCGGUACUCUCACGCCUGGAAAAAGAGCUGAUGUCGUCGUUAUUACCAGCAAGCGUAGAAUCUCUCCGUCGGUAAACCCUCUCGGCACCGCAAUGCUCCAGUCCACGCCUGCUGAUGUGGACUUGGUGAUGGUCGAUGGGAAGAUCAUGAAGCGUGACGGGCGUUUGGUGGGUGUGGAUAUGAACAAGAUUCGUGCGAGGGCGCGAGAAGAUUCGCGGCGUAUCAUGGAAAAUUUGGAGCGUCGGCGUUCGGGGUCGGUCAUGCAAAAGGGCGAAGAUCUUGUUCCGAUGUUGGAGAAGGUACAACGAGCUUGUUUUGGUGAUGUUUAUACUUGA
Messenger RNA from Alternaria atra, 1437 nucleotides. RefSeq lists its product as uncharacterized. Gene Ontology annotation, molecular function: hydrolase activity, acting on carbon-nitrogen (but not peptide) bonds. Lineage: Eukaryota; Fungi; Ascomycota; Dothideomycetes; Pleosporales; Pleosporaceae. The transcript has a single exon. The coding region runs from base 1 to 1437 and encodes 478 amino acids. The record is from RefSeq and is a predicted model, not a curated record.